Molecule: messenger RNA, 795 nt
Organism: Didymodactylos carnosus
Lineage: Eukaryota; Metazoa; Rotifera; Eurotatoria; Philodinida; Philodinidae
Source: the annotation of a GenBank genome assembly
AUGUUAGCUACACAACGAAAACGUAUAAUGACACCAUUAGAUAUUGAAAGUGCACAAGAUGUCAUGAUUUUGAAUAAAAAUGAAGAUAUAACGAUAAUAUGGCAUGAUGAUAAUUUAGAAGUUGAAAUACGCGAACAGAUCGAAUGUUUACAUGGGACAAUAUUCACGUCAGAUAUUACCAUUAUUUCACAAAAAUCAAUAAUUGAUUCGUUUUAUAUAUUUUGUAUUUAUAAAGAAUUAUAUCAAGAUUUGUUAGGUGAUAAACGUUAUUCAAAAUUAUGCGGUAUUUAUGAUGAAUAUGGACAACUAUUUGAUCAAUUAAGAAAGCACAUACAUUCAAUAAUAAAACAUUUAUCAAUAUUCAAAUUAUUUAAUCAAACAGGUAAACCUAUACGUGAUUUAGAACAAGAAAUACCAGAAUAUUUAUAUUAUCAAUUAUUACGUGAUAAACUAAUGUUAGUUUCAACAGAAACAAAUAAAGCAAAACAAGAUAUGAUUAAUUAUUGUUGUUGGUAUUAUCAUGGUGAUAAAAUCAUUCUGAACCGAAUCGAUGAGUUUGAAAAAACAUAUCAAUCAACAGAUGCUAUUCAGUGGUAUACAAAAGAUAGCUUUCUAUUUAGAUUCGUUAAUAAAGCAUUAAGAACAGAAGAUCUUGAUACAUUGCAUUAUUUAAGAUAUUUUAUUAUUGAUUUAUGCAAACAAUUAAAAUGGUUAUUUGAUAAAAAUCGAAAAUCGUAUCAAGAGCGUCAUAUUGAUACAAUUACUGUAUGGGUGAUUCUUUCGAGAGCGUACUAG